UUUCGCUCGCAUGUCGUUUUCUUCUCCCUUUUUUACCCGCUCUUUCGCCUUCUAAAAACCCUGACCCAUUCUCCAUCAAAAAAGUCUCUCCUUUCGCUUUCUCGUCCUAUUCCUCUCCGAAACCUCCAUGAUACUUUUCCACUCAAUCAGCCCCGCAUGACCGCCGAGGCCAAACCUCCAGUCCGACCCACGAAUUUCUCCCUCCAACCCUUACCUAACCGCCUCCUUUCCGCUACAGCGGCGCGUCUCGAUCUAGGGUUUGGGCUCAACCAGGGCCCACGGCGCAGCAAAUUGGUGUUAUGUCGAAAGAGUGAUUAUAAGAUGGAAGUGAUCCGCAAGUUGAGCAGGGGGUGCUUUAGUGAUUCUCGGAGGAAGGGGCAGAAGGUGGAGGUCGAGUCUGUGGAUGGUGGCGUGGAUUUCUUCGAUAAGGCGGCUGCCGAUGCCAAGGUGCCACCGGAGCACCUUGUGAUCAUGGUUAAUGGGAUCGGCGGGAGUGCUGCAGAUUGGAGAUAUGCUGCCGAGCAGUUUGUGAAGAGGCUUCCUGACAAAAUUAUUGUUCACCGUAGUGAGUGUAAUCCAUCGAAAUUGACUUUCGAUGGCGUAGAUCAGAUGGGUGAGAGACUAGCUGGAGAGGUGAUGAAUGUUGUGAAACGUUGGCCUGAGGUGCAUAAGAUCUCCUUUGUGGCGCACUCCUUGGGUGGCCUUGUUGCCAGGUAUGCAAUUGGGAGACUCUAUGAACUUUUGCCCAGAGUGGAAACUGCAGGACUUUCCGGGAACUGCUUAAAUGGAGGUGAUCUAAAGGAUUCAACACAAUACCUGGAACAGCAUUUUGAAGCUAGAGUUGCUGGAUUGGAACCUAUGAACUUCAUAACAUUUGCAACACCGCAUCUUGGCUCGAGGGGACAUAGGCAGCUCCCCAUUCUCUGUGGUCUUCCUUUUUUGGAAAGAAGAGUCUCUCAAUCGGCACACUGGGUUGUUGGGAGGUCUGGGAAGCAUCUUUUCCUCACUGACAACGAUGAGGGAAAACCUCCCCUUCUCCUUCAGAUGGUUAAAGACUCUGACAACCUUAAAUUCAUAUCAGCUUUACGCUCCUUCAAGCGUUGUGUAGCAUAUGCAAAUGCAAAUUAUGAUUAUGUGGUUGGUUGGAGAACAUCAUCAAUACGCCGUCAGCAUGAGCUUCCAAAGUCCAAUCUUCUGGUUGUCGACGGAAAAUACCCACAUGUUGUGUAUGUUGAACGCAAAGCUACCGAAAACAAUCACGAUGGGGCGUCUUCUGUGGUUGAAAAGCAAGCAACUGACCUGGAAGAGGAAAUGAUUAGAGGUCUCACUCAAGUCGCUUGGGAGCGUGUUGAUGUUAGCUUUCAUGAGAGUAAACAACGAUAUAUAGCACACAACACCAUUCAGGUCAAGAGCUAUUGGUUGAAUUCUGAUGGUGCUGACGUGGUUCUCCACAUGAUUGAUAACUUCCUGCUCUAGUCAUCUACACAUUGGUACCUAGAAGUUGUUCAUUUGGUGAUGGGUUAGAUAGCUUGUCCAUUGUAUGUCAUGUUUGUUGUUGCAAGUAAAGGUCUUGCAUUGUAUUAUAAUGAGAGAAAUUACUUAAAUCUGUUUCUUAGUUGAACAAAUUUUGUUUCCAAACUCUUCUUUUUUGUAAUGCAAAGCAGGUCUUGGCUC
Molecule: messenger RNA, 1674 nt
Organism: Rhododendron vialii
Lineage: Eukaryota; Viridiplantae; Streptophyta; Magnoliopsida; Ericales; Ericaceae
Exons: 10
Coding region: 157-1476 (439 amino acids)
Source: RefSeq, a predicted model, not a curated record